AUGAACCUCCGAAAUAACCUGGUUCAGCGAGAAGUAUUCGUCUGCCGCUACAAUACGAGAAAUCCUCUCUAUAAUAUACUCUCCGACAUUUUCCAGCAAGAUGAAUUCCAUGAAUGGACUGAUGAAGAGCUUAAAGCUGCUCUAGAAGAACUUGAUUUACUAAUGAUUACUGCUAUGCUCCGAAAACGUUUGAACCUAACACGCGAUAGCCUAAAAGAACAUACACAAGCUGUAGAGGGUUAUUCAAACCCUUCAGCCUCCCUCAAAAGCAAUUUGCAAGCGAGAAGAGACUAUCCAGAUCCUCCAGUCUCUCCAGAGGACUGUUUCGCUACUCCCAAAGCCAAUCCCUCCAAUUCUUCCACCCCAGGAAUCAGUCACGUUCCUGAAGCUGACUAUCUCGCCCUCGAGACUAACCACGUUGCCCAAGAGAACAAUCAUCUACUUUCUAUGAGGCCCAAGAACGACCUUUCCAAGGAAAUUGCCUCAGUCACAAAGAUCUAUACAGAAGACCAGAAAUAUAGCGGUACGGACAACAAUAGCCUUGACUUCAAACUUAACAUCUUUUAUGACAUUUGCUCUAGAGCUGGCCUAUUACUACAUGGCUACAAAGCUGCAUUGCCAACAAUGCUUAAGGGAGUUGCUGAAGACCACUAUUACAGCAGUAAAUUAUCAUUAAAGAUAUUUCAAGAAGCAUGCUAUCACUUACGCCAGUUCUUUGAAGGACCUGAGUUCUACCGGCAGAACUUGACUAAGUGGAACGUUAUCUUACUGCAGAAGGUUAUAAAUGAUAACUCUGAAAGAUUAAUCUCAAUCUACCAAGGCUUUCAGCUCCUACUCAGUAACCUCCUAAAACAACGUUAUGGCCUCUACCCUGAACUCCGAAGCAACAUAAAUCUGAUUAACAAGCUUAUUACAGCUUGCCAGGGAGUACCAGCCUGCCGCAUAGCCAUUGCUGAUCUACCUGAAGACCUAGCAGUACUAAUUAACAAACUGCAAUCCUCAAUCAGUACUUGGGAGAAGGAGAACCCACAAAAACACGGAAUUUCGCACACAGAUACCCGAGAAGAAGCCUUCUACACUGAUAGAAGGUACUACAACCAGAACAGGAACUACAAUCAAGGCAAAAAGAGCCCAGCGGGCAAGUGUUAUAUCUAUUAA
Molecule: messenger RNA, 1158 nt
Organism: Aspergillus affinis
Lineage: Eukaryota; Fungi; Ascomycota; Eurotiomycetes; Eurotiales; Aspergillaceae
Exons: 1
Coding region: 1-1158 (385 amino acids)
Source: RefSeq, a predicted model, not a curated record